AUGUCCUUUUAUCUGGCUCAUACCUCUACGCAGAACAUGCAUCCUAGUCGAGCAAAAAAGCGUCAUGUCAUGAUGGAAACCCUCCAGGACCUUGUCCCAUCUCUACCUGCAGCCCCAUUGACAUCCCCCUUAUUUACUGUCUUCCCCGCCGAGAUCCGCAAUCGAAUUUAUACGCUUGCCCUUGAGUCCGAGGAUACUCUCACAGGCGACAGUUCUCGCUCCCUCUAUAAGCAAAACGCUUUCUACUACCGGCCCGGGUACAAGCAGCCUAAGCGCAUCCAGACUGCCCUCCUCCAGACAUGCCAGCAAAUCUACGCCGAGGCGUCCCUCCUCCCGCCGGCAGUAAAUGAGCAUACUUUCUGGUUCUAUCGGUCUCCGCCGCAUAUGACCCCGAAACAGCGGGCUCAGGUACAGCAUUUACACUUGUUCACCCAGCAGUAUUUCCUAGAGGAUAGUCUUUGGUCCCAGAUAUGGGACGGUCUUAAGAUAGGCGACGACGGGCGCAGUCUGCGAGGGGAGUGCAGAAUCGCACCGAAGAAGAUGACCAUCACGUUUCGCCAUACAGAUUGGUGGUUCUGGGAGAAUAAUGACCCCCUGGGCAUCGAUCCGUUCCGACCCGGGAGAACCCAGGCAGCCGAUAUGGGCAAGGCCGUUUCUCCACACGCUGCAGCUCGGUCAUGGGGAAACCAAUUUGGCUCUCUCCCCUGUCUUGAGGAACUGGUAAUCGAGUUUGAAACGAUCAUGCGGAAGAGGGACCAGCUAGAUGCCAUCAUACAACAGGCUCUCGAGUGGAAGUUUCCCCUGCAGGCUGACAAUGGCUUGUAUCUGGUCGCUGGCCCCACGUCAAAGAGGGCAUAUACUUGGGUUGGGGCGAAAGAGGCGGAGCUGAAAAGGCAGAGGCCUGCAUGGCCAGUUGAUACUGAGGCCGGGUCGGAAUCUCAAUCUGGCCAGGAACAGCAGCCGGUUCCUGAGGCCCCGGCUUUGGUGCCAUUUGAUCCUCGGUCCGACAGGGGCACCAAUAAAGACGUCAAUCUUGGAAAUUCUCAAUUCGACGCAAAUACGGAGAAGUUCUAUGUUGUCUUCUUGACUUGGAGGAAGCAGCGAGUGCAAGAGUAG
Penicillium egyptiacum is the source of this 1116-nucleotide messenger RNA. NCBI's taxonomy places the organism in Eukaryota, Fungi, Ascomycota, Eurotiomycetes, Eurotiales, Aspergillaceae. The record is from the annotation of a GenBank genome assembly.